Molecule: messenger RNA, 1527 nt
Organism: Rotaria sordida
Lineage: Eukaryota; Metazoa; Rotifera; Eurotatoria; Philodinida; Philodinidae
Source: the annotation of a GenBank genome assembly
AUGACAUUAAACACGAGUCUUCUUCCGACACCUGAUCUAUUGUAUGGUCAACUUUACUUCGAUAUUCAACUUGCCCAUGUGUUUUCCGAUACAAAAACUUUUGUGGAUUCCGUUCCAGACGUUUCACCAUCAGAAAUAGUCGCUCUCUACGAACAUGAAAAAAUCUUACCAGAUUUUAAUCUCGUUGCAUUCGUUAAUAAACAUUUUCAUCUUCCAUCAUUUCCUGCUUCGACUUACACUAGUGAUCCGACUAUUGAUCCUAAAGAUCAUAUAAAUAAACUGUGGGAUUUUCUUUGUCGACCAGCCGAUACGCCAACUGAAGGUAGUUCAAGAAUACCUCUUCCAUUUCCCUAUAUCGUACCCGGUGGUAGAUUUCGAGAAAUUUUCUAUUGGGACUCAUAUUUUACUAUGUUAGGUUUAAUUCUUACGCCCGAGAAACUGCAUAUAGUUAGAGGAAUGAUUGACAAUUUCGCAUAUAUGAUUGACCAAUUUGGUUUUAUACCAAAUGGAAAUCGUACCUAUUUUUUAAGUCGAUCUCAACCACCAUUUUUCGCCGAGAUAGUUCAGUUGUUAGCUGAUGCAGAUCAUACAGAAAAUAUCAAACAACGAUAUUUACCUCAACUACUCAAAGAAUAUGAAUGGUGGAUGACGAACAAUGAUCAGUUGACAGAAGAACAACCUGUUCAAAAUCAUGUUGUGCGUUUGCCCGAUGGCACGAUCCUCAAUCGAUAUUGGGAUCCAUUGACUAAGCCUCGAUCAGAAUCAUAUCCGAAGGAAGAAGUUCAUCGUCAGAAAGCUCAACAAAAUGGCAUCUCUGCUGAAAAAUUCUAUCAACAUAUUCGAGCUGCUUGUGAAUCAGGUUGGGAUUUUUCUUCACGCUGGCUCAUUGAUAGUAAAUGCAUGGAGACUAAUCACGCAGCUGAUAUUGUUCCUGUCGAUCUUAAUUGUCUCCUUUAUUCUCUGGAAAAUUUACUUGCAAGUAUAUAUAACCAAAAAGGUGAUUGGAAAUCAAGUAAAAAAUUCGAGGAGUUGGCCGAAAAUCGAAAGAAUGCUAUUCAAAACUUCCACUGGAAUAAUGAAAUUCAAUUUUUUAUGGAUUAUGAUUGGAUACGAAAUCGAUCGACACCCGCUAUUACACUAGCUGGUGUUUAUCCACUCUUUUUUAAAUUAGCAACUUCUGAACAAGCAGCACAUGUUCAUGAACACCUUAGAAAAAGUUUUCUUCAAUCUGGCGGUCUAGUUACUACUCUAGAAAGAACUGGUGAACAAUGGGAUUGGCCGAAUGGAUGGGCACCCCUGCAAUGGAUAGCCUAUCAAGGGUUAAAGAACUAUGGAUUCAAUGAGUUGGCGGCUGAAGUAAGACUGCGGUGGUUAGCUUUAAAUGAUCGUGUAUUUAAAGCGACAGGAAAAAUGACCGAAAAAUACAAUGUAGUAGACAAUGUCAAAGGGGGAGGUGGAAACUAUCCUCUACAAGAUGGAUUUGGUUGGACGAAUGGAGUCUAUUUGAAACUGUUGUAUGAUGUUUAA